AUGAGGUUCGUCUCUAUUUUCUUCGCAUGGGCCCUUGCGCUGGCUUCGCAGGCCAUCGCAUGCCCGACCCGGGACGUCUCCUCUCAGAAAGUCUUCACCCACCCCGGUCUCCUUCACACCUCCAAAGACUUCGAACGCAUCAACGGGUUCCUCAAGGCCAACCGCCAGCCAUGGACGACAGGCUGGGACAAGCUCGCCGCGCGCGCCAACGCAGACUACACCGCGCGCCCCGUUGAGACUCUCUGCCGCGGCGCAGGCUCCGAGUGCACGGAGAACUACUCGCUUCUCUUCCGCGACGCGGCUGCGGCGUACGCCAAUGCCGUUCACUUCAAAAUCUCCGGCAACGAGACGCACGCCGAAGCUGCUGGUCGGAUUCUCGACGCCUGGAGCAGCACUCUCACCCGGAUCUGGGGCUCGUCCGAUAAGUUCCUCGCCAGCGGCAUCUAUGGGUAUCAGCUCGCCAACGCCGGCGAGCUUCUUCGCGACUGGAGCGGGUGGAAGGGCCUUCCGGCUCUGGUUGAUAUGUUGACCAGUGUGUUCUACCCGAUGAACCAUGAUUUCCUGGUCCGCCACAACGACGCGGCUAUCGAUCAUUACUGGGCGAACUGGGACUUGGCCAAUAUGUGUGCCAUGCAAGCCAUCGGCGUUCUGUCAGAUAACACGACCAUGUAUGAGGAGGCGAACAAUUACUUCAAGAAUGGGGAGGGCAAUGGUCAGAUCGAGAACGCGGUAUGGAAGAUCCACAAGGAGGCGGGAUCGAACAAGCCUCUUGGUCAGGGUCAAGAAGCCGGGCGUGACCAAGGACACGCUCUUCUUGACUUUGCCUUCCUCGGAGUCUUCGCGCAGCAAGCGUACAACCAGGGGGAGGACCUUUUUGGAUAUCUUGACAACAGAAUUCUGGCUGGCGCCGAGUAUGUUGCUAAGUACAACCUUGGCCACGACGUCCCGUUUGCCACUUUCACCAACAGCCAUGGCACCGCCGAAGUCAUCAGCGAAGCAGGACGUGGAGGACUUAGGCCGAUUUGGGAGUUGAUUCACAGUCAUUACGACUCUAUCAAGGGCCUUAACGCUUCCUGGUCUGGUCAAAUGCGCGACCUAGUGAACGAAGAUGCCGGUGGUGCCGAGGGCGGCGGAGGCGACUACGGCCCGAACAGCAGUGGUUACGAUCAGUUGGGCUUCGGUACCCUCCUUUACAGACUCGAGUAG
Molecule: messenger RNA, 1206 nt
Organism: Colletotrichum karsti
Lineage: Eukaryota; Fungi; Ascomycota; Sordariomycetes; Glomerellales; Glomerellaceae
Exons: 2
Coding region: 1-1206 (401 amino acids)
Cellular component (GO): periplasmic space
Molecular function (GO): lyase activity
Source: RefSeq, a predicted model, not a curated record